Anneissia japonica is the source of this 2770-nucleotide messenger RNA. RefSeq names its product adenosine deaminase-like. Bases 16 to 1824 code for a protein of 602 amino acids. The transcript has 12 exons. Gene Ontology annotation, cellular component: external side of plasma membrane; cytosol. The record is from RefSeq and is a predicted model, not a curated record. Gene Ontology annotation, biological process: negative regulation of adenosine receptor signaling pathway; purine ribonucleoside monophosphate biosynthetic process; hypoxanthine salvage. Lineage: Eukaryota; Metazoa; Echinodermata; Crinoidea; Comatulida; Comatulidae. Gene Ontology annotation, molecular function: protein binding; adenosine deaminase activity.
UUACAAAAGCCGUUUAUGUCCACACCAACGCCUGAGAGUUCUGGAAAUAGUUGGACAUCACCGUUAACCCAAUCAGUGUGCAGAGAAUCUCUUGACAACCGAAAGACCCUGAAGAGUGGCAAAGACAGGUUAAGCAUACCUGACGGCGUAAUUAUAUUGAGCACAGCAAUUGGUGGCGCUACACAUCGUGGAGUUUUCUGCAAUCAGGGUGUAAUUCCAAAAGGGACACGUUUCGGACCUUAUUGCGGUCGUAUUACACACGUUAGCGAAAUCAAGACAAACGCAGAAAACAGUUACAUGUGGGAGAUAUUCAAAGAUGGGAAACUUUGCAAUUUUGUUGACGGCGAAGGAUCGUCUGGUAAUUGGUUACGUUUCAUAAAUUGCGCAAGACACAGCGCCGAGCAAAAUCUUACUGCUGUACAAUAUGGUGGUGCUGUUUAUUACGAAUCAUGUAAGGACAUCUUGUAUGGAAUGGAAUUAUUGGUGUGGUAUGGGGACAACUAUCAACAAUUACUUGGGAUCCCAAUUGCAUUGAAGGACACUGCAGAAGGAAGUGCUGCCUCUGAAAAAGAAGAAUCAGAGGGAUACAAAUGUAAAAAAUGCGAAAAGGUAUUCGCCUACAAGUAUUACAGGGAUAAGCAUUUGAAGUACACUCGUUGUGUUGAUCAAGGUGACCGGAAGUUCCCGUGCCAUCUUUGCAGACGAUCUUUCGAAAAGCGUGAUCGUCUCCGUAUACACAUUCUCCAUGUUCACGAAAAGUACAGGCCACACAAAUGUGGAGUAUGUGGCAAAUGUUUCUCACAGGUUGAAUUGCACGUACAUCUUGACGGCGCUUGUCGACCAAAGUCGAUAUGGGAUAUAGCAAAGAGGAGAGAUAUGAUUAAAACCUUGGACAUUCAGUCCAUGGAGGAGUUCAUCUCAAAGCUACGGGUCACCGGCUCGGGAUCACUUCCCAAAUUCGUACGAUCGUUUGAUAUCUUUUUGCCAAUACUACGUGGCGACAGACAAGCAAUCAAAAGAAUUGCUAUUGAAUUAUGUGAAGAUAAAGCUAAUGAGGGCGUAGCAUAUUUUGAAGCCUCGUAUUGUCCCCACUUACUGGCGGAUGAUGAUGUUGGUGUUAGUGUAGAGGAAGUGGUCCGAAACGUUAAUGAAGGCUUUAGUGAAGGUUACAAAAAAUUUGGCGUAAAAGCCAAUAGUAUACUCUGUAUGCUGAUAACUAAGCCAGAAUGGUGCGUGGACGUCGUGCGUCUCUGCGACACGUACAGACACCAUGGUGUGGUCGGAAUUGGACUAGCUGGGAAUGAAAAUGAACCUUUAGACAAAGAAUACUUUGAUAACAUGAAGGAAGCACUUCGACUCAACAUAAAGAGAACAAUACACGCAGGAGAGACAGGCUCAACCUCCAACGUCCGACGAGCGAUUGAAGUAUUUAAAGCCCAACGCAUCGGACAUGGAUACAGCUGUGUGAAAGACGAUAGUGUUUACCAGUUAGUAAAGGCAAGCAAAGUACAUCUAGAGGUGUGUCCCACAUCUAGCCACAUUCUUGGUUCGGUCGAUAGCGAUUAUUCCAAGCACCCUGCAAUAAGAUUUGCGAAAGAUGACGUGAAUUUUUCACUUAACACUGACGAUCCACUACACUUUGAAAACACCAUGAAAACGGAGGAAGAUAUUGCAAUGAAAUAUUUUGGUAUGACACAAGAAGACAUAGUAAAAUCGAGAAUUCGGGCUGCAGAGGCGUCGUUCUUACCUGAUAACGAAAAGAUGUCAUUGGUUAGACACCUACGAAAGCAGAGUAAGUCUACCGCUACCUGCGUGGCAUUAUAAUCCUAUAGAUAAUGACUCGCUUCAAACGUCUGGCAAGGGCAAGCUAAGAAUUGUUCAAAAAGGAAGUGGAGUGUGAGGGGAACCAAAUUAGUUAACGGGAACCGAAUAGAUAAGUGGGGUGCACUAGCAGCAGCAGUGAUAUGAAGAAGGAGCCAGAGGCCCUAUGGAAAGAUGUUGUACUUCUAUUCUAUUUUUUCUUAUUUCAAUACAUGUCAUUGGUGGUAUGUAUAGACAUUUAAAAAUGGAGUAGCAAAACGGGAUGCACGUGCCCCCUCCACCCAAUUAAAUCUGCCCUUGUUUGAAAAUAACGAAUAUGUGACAGUUUGCUUAUAUUUCUCAUCAAGCCAAAUAUAAAUUUUAAACAAUUCAUUGCGCAACGAAAAACAACAAUAUAAUGGACCGUAUAAAGUUACGAAAGAUACCAAUAGUCAGCAACAGUGUCUGUAUUGAUAGAGAUAUGGGAUUGUAUAGGAUCUACUCAACAAAUCACAACCCCAGUAAAAGAACACCCAUCAACAAAGUCUUUGAAUGAAAUUAUGAAAUGAGCAAUGCCGUCUAGGUAUUUUAGCACUUAUUUUCAAUGUAAGUGAGGUGCACAUAUCAAUAUUUGCCUGCAUGGACCGAUUCAUGGAAACAGCCUAGAGGCUAUUAUUAUUUUUCAUGUUUUUAUGGCUAAACACACUAGUCGGUUAAAAUUAGUUUAAUACUGUAGGCCUAUGUCUGUUAUCGUUUAUUGUAAAGACUACAGUAUUGUACAAUAGUAGUUAUUUAAUUAAAUAAUAAUAAAUAAUUAAAUAGCGUGAGACAUGUGUAUGGUACAGAAUUUUAGGUUGGUUACCCAAAUGAAUGUUUACAGUCCUAAUUGAAAGUGUCGAUAUUAGGACACACAUUAUGCCUAUAUGGACGCAUUGAAAAUCAUACGAGAUUUUAGAAGAUAUUCAUAUUA